CAUUUUUUCCAGUUUUAUUUAUUUUUAUUUUCUCUCCCUUUUUUUAUUAUAGUUUUUUAUUUACAAGUUAUAUGAAUGGGUAAUUUUACAGCAUCGACAAUUGCCAAAGCUUUUGUUCCAAUUUUUCCCCUCCUUCAUCCCAUCUUCUCCCCCAGAUGGCAGGGUGACCAAUACAUGUUAAAUAUGCUAAAGCAUAAAUUAAAUAAUUGUAGUUUCAUUGUAAAACUGUCUACUAUUUUUAACUUUCAGGAGGUGUUUGUAAGAAAUACCAUCAUUAAUAAACUUUGUUCCACCUUAAAAAUAAAAAUAAAAAUAAAAAGCCAUGUUCUUAUUCCAAAGCCUGCUAACACCCAAUGGUCUGGUUAUAGAUUGAAGGGACCUGAGAGUCCAACCCCUUCGUUUUUAUAGUGAGGAAAAUGAGGCUGAGAAAAUUUAAGUGGCUGCUCCAAGGUCACAAAGGCAGUUGAGCCAGCCGUCAAAACCAGGUGCUCUGACAGGAAGUAAAUUCAGUCUUCCCCGCUAUCCAGUGACUCUCUGCUGCUUUGGGUCUGAGAGCCUGUUUGGUUCCAGAAGAGCCAGCUAGGGGAAUGGAUAAUGGGGGUCUCUUUCCACCAUUCCCUCCUCUUGCUCCCAGCCCCAACUCUUGUUCCUUUAUCCCUGAUGCUUCCUCCAUCCUUCCCCCACAUGCUGCAAUCCCUACCAGGACCUGGAGCUAAGAAUCUGCCUCUUUUUUUCCUACAGCCUGAAGACUUGGAAGCUCCCACGACCCAUAAUUUCAAAGUAAAGACCUUCAAAAAGGUGAAACCCUGCGGCAUCUGUCGGCAGGUGAUCACUCGAGAGGGGAGCGUCUGUAAAGUCUGCAGCUUCUCCUGUCAUCGGAAAUGCGAGGCCAAGGUGGCUGCCCCCUGCGUUCCUCCUUCUAGCCAUGAACUGGUGCCCAUUAAGACCGAGAGUGUCCCGAAGAAUGUAGUAGACACGGGGGAAGGAGCCUUCCGAGGUGGAAACACACCCAAGAGCCUCGAGCAAGAAGGCUCCACUAAAAUCACCAAGAGCCCCCCUCUCCAGCCCCAGACUGUCAGGAACAUGAGCAUCAGUCAGAACAUGGAGGACAGCUGUGAACUGGACUUGGUGUAUGUGACCGAGAGGAUCAUUUCCGUCUCUUUCCCCAGCACCGCCGAUGAAGAGAACUUCCGAAAUAACAUCCGGGAGGUGGCCCAAAUGCUCAAGUCCAAACACGGGGGCAACUACUUGCUUUUCAACCUGUCUGAGCGGAGACAUGACAUCACGAAGCUCCACUCCAAGGUGCUGGACUUUGGCUGGCCUGACUUACACACUCCUGCCCUGGAGAAGAUCUGCAACGUCUGCAAGGCCAUGGACACGUGGCUCAAUGCCAACCCCCACAAUGUCGUGGUCCUACACAACAAGGGAAACCGAGGCAGGACUGGAGUUGUCAUCGCAGCUUACAUGCACUACAGCAAUAUUUCUGCCAGUGCAGACCAGGCCCUGGAUCGAUUUGCCAUGAAGAGAUUCUAUGAGGAUAAAGUGGUUCCUGUGGGGCAGCCAUCCCAGAAGAGGUAUGUCCAUUACUUCAGUGGGCUGCUCUCUGGUUCCAUCAAAAUGAACAACAAGCCCUUGUUCCUACACCACGUCAUUAUGCACGGCAUUCCCAACUUUGAAUCUAAAGGAGGUUGUCGACCCUUCCUCAGGAUCUACCAGGCCAUGCAACCUGUCUACACUUCUGGAAUCUACAAUGUGCCAGGAGACAGCCAAACCAACAUCUGUAUCACCAUUGAGCCUGGAUUGCUUUUGAAGGGAGACAUCUUGCUGAAAUGUUACCACAAAAAGUUCCGAAGCCCAGCCCGGGAUGUCAUUUUCCGAGUUCAAUUCCAUACCUGUGCCAUCCAUGACCUGGGAGUCGUUUUUGGGAAGGAGGACCUGGAUGAUGCCUUCAAAGAUGAUCGGUUUCCAGAGUAUGGCAAAGUAGAGUUUGUAUUUUCUUAUGGCCCUGAGAAAAUUCAAGGAAUGGAACAUCUGGAGAAUGGGCCAAGUGUGUCUGUGGACUACAACACCUCGGACCCUCUCAUCCGUUGGGACUCCUACGACAAUUUCAACAUGCACCGAGAAGAUAGCAUGGAAGAGGUGGUGGGACACACUCAAGGCCCGCUGGAUGGGAGCCUCUAUGCCAAAGUGAAGAAGAAGGACUCUCUGCACGGCAGCACAGGUGCGGUCAACGCCAUCCGCCCCACCCUCUCAGCCACCCCCAACCACGUAGAGCACACCCUGUCAGUGAGCAGCGAUUCAGGGAACUCCACCGCGUCCACUAAGACCGACAAGACCGAUGAGCCGGGCCCCCCCAAUGCCCCCGUGUCCUUGAGCCCGGAGGAGAAGCGAGAGCUCGAGAGGCUGCUGAGCGGUUUUGGCCUGGAGCGGGAGAAGCAGGGGCCCAUGUACCACAGCCGACACCAUCUCUCCCGCCAGCACGGGGGACCCGCCGCCCCCUCUUCCGGGCGCCACGUGGUCCCCGCCCAGGUCCACGUCAAUGGCGGGACCCUGACAUCUGAGCGGGAGACAGACAUUCUGGACGAUGAGCUGCCCAACCAGGACGGGCACAGCGUGGGCAGUCUGGGCACGCUGUCCUCCCUGGAUGGGGUCACCAACACCAGCGAGGGGGGCUACCCUGAGGCCGUGUCUCCGCUGACCAACGGCCUGGACAAGCCGUACCCAGCCGAGCCGAUGGUGAAUGGCGGCGGCUACCCCUAUGAAGCCCGCGGCCGGGCUCCCCUCGCGCAGAUGGUCCACGGGGCCCCCAUGCGACCCUCGUUCUCCGCCCAGGAAGGCCUCUCCGGGUACCAGCGGGAGAGCCCGAACCUGGGAUGGCAGCAGGCGGUGACUAACCCCCACUACGGCUAUGAUGUCAAUGGGAUGUUCCGCUCCCAGUCCUUUCCAGAAUCGGAGCCUCAGUUGCCCCAGGCUCCAGCCCGCGGUGGGAGUAGUCGAGAAGCGGUACAGCGGGGACUGAAUUCCUGGCAGCAGCAGCAGCAGCAGCAGCAGCAGCACCCUCGCCCACCUCCACGCCAGCAGGAGCGAGCUCACCUAGAGAGCCACUCCCCCCGAAGGCCCAGUCCCCAGCCUCAGGUGGAGGCUUCAGCCUCUGGCCUCCCCGAGUUCCCCAGGGCGGCCUCCCAGAAGGAGAUCGAGCAGUCUAUCGAAGCCCUGAACAUGCUGAUGCUUGACCUGGACCCUGCCUCAUCUGGCUCUCCCCUGCACAAGUCCCAGAGUGUCCCCGGGGCCUGGCCCGGGGCCUCUCCCCUUGCCUCUCAGCCUCCUCCUGGCUUUUCCCAUCAGUCCCAGCCUCUGACCCAGUCAAGAUCUGGCUACAUCUCCAGGGGACAUCUCCAGGGAACACCCGAACCAGUUACCCGCACCUCCUUAGAGUCUGCCUCACCUGGGAGGUCUUACUCUCCCUAUGAUUACCAGCCAUCUUCAGCUGUCUCCAGUUACCAGCCCAGAAGUCCAGCCUCUUCUUCUUCUGCUUUCCCAGCUUCCUCAAGCCCGCCAGGAUCCCGCCAGCCCCCAGCCACUCUCCCUGGUCUCACACCUCAACCUCAGCUCCUCCCAAAGGAGAUGGGCUCAGAUCCAUCCCGGACCCCUGAGGAAGAGCCCUUGAAUCUGGAGGGGCUGGUGGCCCAUAGGGUGGCAGGGGUACAGGCUCGAGAAAAGCAGACAGCAGAGCCUCCUCCCCCGCUCCGGAGACGAGCAGCCAGUGAUGGGCAGUAUGAGAACCAUUCUCCGGAGCCCACUUCCCCUCGGAGUCCCGGGGUGCGCUCCCCCGUCCAGUGUGUCUCCCCGGAGCUGGCCCUCACCAUUGCCCUCAACCCAGGAGGACGGCCCAAAGAGCCCCAUCUGCAUAGCUACAAGGAGGCCUUUGAAGAAAUGGAGGGGGCCGCUCCGGCCAGUCCACCUCCCAGCGGUGUGCGCUCUCCUCCAGGGCUCGCCAAGACACUUUCUGCCCUGGGACUGAAACCCCACAAUCCAGCGGAUAUUCUGCUCCACCCCACAGGAGAACCUAGGAGUUAUGUCGAGUCUGUGGCUCGAACAGCUGUGGCUGGACCCCGAACCCAGGAUGCCGAGCCCAAGAGCCCAACUGUCCUAACUACCCAGACUUACGGUUCCGAGACACCGCUGAGGAAUGGAACUCUGGGCAACUCCUUUGCCCCACCCAGUCCCAUCUCAACCAGCAGUCCCCUCCUUGGCACCGACAGCACGUCCAUGGGGAGUUUCCCAUCAGCAGAGAGCAGUGGCCUGGGCCCCAGGACGCCUCCCCAGCCCGUGGCAGAUGCCAGCUUCCACUCCGGCAGCCUAGGGCCCCCUCCGUCUUCUGCCCAGAGCAGCUACCAGAACACCUCCCCCACCCUGCCCGCCGCCCCCAGCGGCCACCGCAGUCCCGACUACUUCGCCUCGGACGCUCGGCCUCAGUCUCAGUUCUCGGUGGCAGGUGUCCACACCCUGCCUGGGAGCCCCCAGACUCUCCACCGUACGGUGGGGACCAACACUCCUCCUAGUCCAGGCUUUGGCCGGCGGGCGGUCAAUCCCGGCAUGGCGGCCCCUUCUCUUGGUAGCCCAGGCCUGAGCCGCCGCCAGGUCUCGGGUCCCCAUGGCAAUGCCAUGGCCGGCCUCCAUGGCAACGCCAUCGCCAGUCCCCAGAGCAGCGUGGCCGCCUCCCCGGGCAGCCCCAGCCUGGGCCGGCACCCCCUCGGGGCUGUCCACAGCAGUUCAGCCACUACUCCGGGGAGUCCCGGCCUGGGCCGCCACGUGGCAGGCCUGGGAGGGACCGGGCCGGCGGUCCCAGGCAGCCCCAGCAUGGACAGGCACGCGGCCUACGGCGGCUACUCCACCCCCGAGGACAGGAGACCCACUCUGUCCCGGCAGAGCAGCGCCUCCGGCUACCAGGCUCCCUCCACGCCCUCCUUCCCGGUCUCCCCGGCCUACUACCCCGGGAUGGGCAGCCCGACAUCCUCCUCCCCGGAUUCCGCGGCCUUCCGCCAGGGGAGCCCCACCCCCGCCUUGCCCGAGAAGCGGAGAAUGUCGGCGGGAGACCGGGCGGGCAGCCUCCCCAACUACGCCACCGUCAAUGGGAAGGUGUCCUCGUCCCCCAUCUCCAGCGGCAUGUCCAGCCCCAGCGGGGGCAGCAUGGUCUCCUUCUCCCACACCCUUCCCGACUUUUCCAAGUUCUCCAUGCCGGACAAUAGUCCUGAAACCCGGGCUAAUGUUAAGUUUGUCCAGGACACAUCCAAGUAUUGGUACAAACCUGAGAUCUCCAGGGAGCAGGCCAUCACUUUACUUAAGGACCGGGAGCCAGGAGCUUUCAUCAUUCGAGAUAGCCACUCUUUUCGGGGAGCUUAUGGCUUGGCCAUGAAAGUGGCGUCUCCUCCUCCCACCAUCCUUCAGCAGAGUAAGAAAGGAGACAUGACCAAUGAGCUGGUGAGGCAUUUCCUGAUUGAGACUAGCCCCAGAGGGGUGAAGCUAAAAGGAUGCCCAAAUGAGCCAAACUUUGGAUGUCUCUCUGCUCUGGUCUACCAGCACUCUAUCAUCCCAUUGGCUCUCCCCUGCAAGCUGGUCAUUCCAAACCGAGAUCCAACAGAUGAGUCAAAAGAUAGUUCAUCUGCUAAUUCUACCACAGAUCUACUGAAACAAGGGGCAGCCUGCAAUGUGCUUUUUGUCAAUUCUGUUGACAUGGAGUCGCUCACGGGGCCCCAGGCCAUCUCCAAAGCCACAGCUGAGACACUGGCUGCAGACCCCACACCGGCUGCCACUAUUGUCCACUUCAAGGUCUCCGCCCAGGGGAUUACGUUGACGGACAACCAGAGGAAGCUGUUCUUCAGGCGACAUUAUCCCCUCAACACUGUUACCUUCUGUGACUUGGAUCCACAAGAGCGAAAGUGGACGAAGGCAGAGGGGGGUGUGCCCGCUAAGCUUUUUGGUUUUGUGGCCAGGAAGCAAGGCAGCACCACGGACAACGCCUGUCACCUCUUUGCAGAGUUAGAUCCCAACCAACCUGCUGCGGCCAUUGUCAACUUUGUUUCCAAGGUCAUGCUCAGCGCUGGCCAGAAGAGAUGAGCCUGCCAGGGGCCAGGGCAGCCGGGCUUGGGGCACAUGGGGAAGGGGACCCUUGAAUCCAGAAGGAAGGUGUGGGGCCAAUUUUUGGAGAAGGAGAGAGGAAAGUGCAGUGUGGGAAGAGGGAAGUGAAUUCAGAGAGGAAGAGGAGGAGACGAGAGGAAAAAAAUGGAGGGAAGAACAACACAGAGCCUAUUGGGUGAAUGGAAACUUAAAAAAAAAUCCCAACAACCCCAAACUCAAACUACACAACUAACCAAGACCACAUGACUUUUUCCUGUGCCAUUGGAUUUUUCCAUGGGGGGGAGGGGUGCAAAGUAGCAAAUUCCCUCUGGGAUUUUCUUUUAGAACCAUGGAUAAAGUAGAUCCUCAUCUAAUUCAACAACCUUGCAAGGGAAAAAAAAUCCACAAUCUUGUGGACACCUGUGAGGUAUGUUUAUCAAACAAAAUAGGGAAAUUCAAGACUACCAUUUUUUUUUCUUUUUUAAUAAGGAAAAUCCCUUAAGGUAUACUAAGGUCUCUUUGUUCUUCAGUGGCUAUGCAUAUGUAUAAGUACCUGCGUGUAUUAGAUAUAUAACUCCAAAUUCAGCUAUAUUGAUAAUAUGCGCACGAAGUUGUCCUUCCUCCCUAAAGAUGAUGUCUGCCAUCUCCUGGAAUCAUGUGAGACCAGGAAUAUAGCAGGAAGGGGGCCUUUCUCCUUACCCAGAAUCACCUUGGAUUGUGGAUGUCAGCUUGGGACCUCCUUCCAUCCCAGCCAGUCAGCAAUGGCAGCUCUUGGAAGGUUCCUCAUUUUUCUCACACACACAAGCAGGAAGCAGACGUGUGCCCCUUCUGAACACUGCACUAAGGAUCUCUCCCACAAGGCAAUACCCCUGCUUUGCCAUGGCCUCGAGGCUGGGGAACUUUGGUUCAGGGGAGAUGUGCAAACCCCAAACCUUCAGGAGCAUUUGGAGAGAGUCGGGAGAACUGGACGGAGGAGGGGCAGGGGAUGCUGACCCAUGGUCCUCUACAUAUGUGGGGCAAGACAUGUCCCUCCCAUUCUCUCUAGGGCAAAUUGCUGCCCCUGACCUCUCCUACCCCACUCUUUGUGCCUUGUAUCCUAAACCUUUCCCUGGAUUUAGCUCCUUAUACUUGCUCACAAGAGGAUGCCCAUUGGGACCACAGGGAUUUAGCUAUCCUGCCAUAUUGGAAACUAGCUGGACUCUUCUUCAGAAAGGUCUGCCCAAUUCUGCCUUCAGGAAGUUCAAGGGGGAAGACUCAACCCUUGUCCUCCUCUCCACAAGUGCUUUAUGAGUGUUUGGCUUUCUCUGUCACGUGCAGGCUCGACUUCACUGAAAAACAGAUGUCUGUAACCAUUCUGGCCGGGCCAGCCCGUGUUGGCGUCAAGCUUGGUCACAUCUCCAGAUAGACAACUCACCUGCAUGCUUGCUGGGUAGACUGCUUUACAAUGCCAAAGUCCCUCUUUCCCCCUACCUUUUAUCUCCAAAAGAACCAAGCCAUAAGGGGUAGAAGGCAUGAAAGCAAGUCUGGGAAUCCAGGAUCCCUGCUUUGAAAGCCCCAUACUUCCGAAGAAAUCCAAAUCAGAAACAAGAACUCAUUGUUAUCCAGUGCUUUGGCUCCCCAAGCCCACUUGGGUUCCCUAGUGAGCAGCAUUGUACUGACAUAUAAAUAUUCAUAAUAUAUACAUGAGAUAUACUGAUGGAAUACUGUAAGCUAAUCAAGUUUAAGAAAAGGAAAAAAAGGUAAAUUGACAAGAAAUAUUUAUUUUUUUCCAUAUUGCUUUAUUGCCUCCAUAUGGGUAUAUACUGUAUCCCAUUCCUUCCCUAUAUGAGCUCUUGUAUGUAUAACUAAAGCCUGAGAGAUAAGAGACCUUAUAUUUGGAUUAUCCCUGAACCACCUCCCUCCAACCUUGACCUUCACUGUAUUCAGGAGGUAGGGGGUGGGAUAUUUGAGUGGUUCAUCCCAGGUUGUGUAUAUCGGUUCCCUUUAUCACUAGCCCCUUGAGUUUCCCUUUCAGCCCAAGGCUCAACAGCUCCUAGAGCACCCAAGGUGGGAGGAGCUGAACCCAAUGCCAAAGGCCCUUUGCGCGUGUCUGCUUGCGCAGAGGUGGAGGUUUCGAGAUGUGUGUGGAGGAUAUGGAUGCUGUGUCUAUUAGUACUUGUGUAUCUUUUCAUAUUUUUUUCCCUCCAAAAUAUUGUAAGUGCAUGGCAGUGUGGUUUCAGGGAGUUGGAAAUGAGAAUGGUUUUAGAAGGUAGGGAGCAGGGAGCAGGGGUGGUUCACCCUCCCCAUCACCUGCUCCCCAUUGGUAAGACAUGAGUUUUUGUGAUUGAAAUUGCUCAAAAGUCCCCUUCCUUUUGGGAAAUUCAGACUAGAGAUCUGAAUUAUUUUUUACCUUUUCCUUACUUCCCCAUCAACUCUGACCCUGUGCCCCAGUAGAGAAAGAUAUAUAUCUUGCUCUUGGUCAAGAGUUUUCCACCUUCAUUUUUACCACUGCUCAACCUGAAGAAUUCUGGGCUUCUGGUCUGGAUCCUUCAUCACUGCUUCAUAUCAGGUGAAUUGCCAGACCCCCUUAUCACCCAGCUCCAGGACCCCAGGCUGAGAUCUGGGAUCAGCCUUCACAUUCACUUCUCUCUGAUCUUGUGCCCACUGGCUGUCUUAUUUCCUAGUCAUGGCCAUCCCCAGUCUUGCUUAAGGCCAACCCUCAUUGACCCUAUUUUUGAGGGGACUCUGUUUAAAGUUUGAAAGCAGACUGUCCCCUCCUACCACCCAAAACCACUUUAAGAAGAACCAACUUCCUAGAACCUAAUGUUCUAAAUCUGGACACGUUUAGAAGUACUUGGAGUCCCUAAUUUUGACUUUCCGAGAAUCUGAUGAGGGAAGAGAGUUGGGUUCAAAUCUUGGAGUGGGUACCAUCUUGGGUAAGGGGCUGGUAGGGUAAGACCAUGUGGAAUUAGGCGUCAGAGAGUGUAUUUCACAGGUAGGCAUGAACACACACAGAGCACUGCAAUAUAUUCUUGCCAAAGAAUUCCUUUUUAAAAAAGCACUUUUAAUUUUGUUUUGUAAAUGACUAUCUUUCUCAUACCUUCUUCUUCCCUCUGCCAAUCCACUUUGCUGUUGAUUUAUGUUGUAUGUUGUUGAUGUUUGUUUGUCGAUCCCCUUGGGAAUGUUGGAUCAUUCCAUCUUGAAGCCAGGCUGAGAUAGGAGAGGAUAGAUCUGAAAAUCAUGGACAGAGGAGAGAGACUAUCACUUAAGCCUCAGUCAGAGUGAUGACAAUAAAUGAUUUGUCUCUAUUCCCUCCACACACACACUCACACACACACUUGGCCCUCUCCCACCUAGCACCAUUCUGAGUCAGGAUGAAAACUCUCUUAGGUUUCCAAGACAGGAUGAGGAUGUAAUAAGAGUAUCCUCAAGGGAGAGAGGAGAGGUAAAGGAACUCUUCAAAACAAGCUAAGCUCAGUAUAGGAUUUUGGGAGCUUCUUUAGGUGUGGGAUGAGUAGGAAAAAGAAAAUGUGAACUGAUGUUGAGAGAUUAGAUGAAUGGGGAGCAAAUCCAGUUUGACCAGCUUCAGAUGCUUCUCUUCUUCCUGAUCAGGAUCUUUCUAUCACCAUCACAGGGGCCCCGUUCUAUUUUGUUUUCCUUAGCUUGUGUUUUCCUUUUGCAUUGUAAGUGGUAUGUGCAUUGAAAAAAGGCCUCCCCCCGCCACAAAAGAGAGGCCAUAUCUUUUGGAACAAGUCCCUCCAGUUCCACAUGCAACUCUUGAGUGCUUCCUUUGGGUGGACAGAAAAAAAAUUGUGGGGAAUAGGCCAUGUCUAACCAUCAUUGAAGGUGGAAUUUCUGGGUAAGUUAGAGUCUCAGACAGGAGAGGAGGGUAGAGGUGUACGUGUGUAUGUUAUGUAUGUGUGUGAGAGAAGCCCAUCAGAGGAAAAAAGUGAGUAGAAGGCUCCCAGGAAAAGUUGAGUGUAGGAAAUUCCAGUCACUUUGAUCUGACUGGGACUGGACUGAGAGGUCCAUUCCCCUUCAUUGGCCCAAAGGAAGCACUGGCGUGUGAGAAGAAUCUGGUCUAGAUUGCCCUUUCAAGGAUCAUUUCUCUGUCCGUCCUAGUCUAGACCUCUUCUCUGCAUUGCCUCCCCCUUCAGCAACACUAGAUAAGGUGUCUUUCAGCCCUGGUACAUCCAGGCGGAAGCCCUUUAUCUGCUAAGACUCUGGAGUUUCCUUGCACAACAUAGAAAAGGUGGGUGUGAGUAUACAUGUGUAUGUGGGUGUGUAUGUGUAUGUGUGCAUCUGUGUAUGGGAGGACGUGUGUAUGGGGAUGGGUAAUCGUUGCAAGAGGCAGUGGAAAGUCUGGUACGAAAUCACCUUCAGGCAAAAGGAAUCGGGAGGUGAGAUCCAGAGGGUCACCCAGCUGGCUUCAGGCUCAGUCUUGGUUUUGUUUGAUUGAUGGAGAAAAUCAUUAGUCAGAAUGAGGGUUGUUCUGUUCCUCCCCAAGUCCCGUUUCCUAGUGUCUGGGAAAUGCAGGAAAGCUUUCUUUUCUUCCCAUUCCUGUGCUGUUCUAGCAGCCUGAAUCUCAUUGGGAGAGUGUUCCAAAUUAAUUUUCUAAUCAGUGUUAAGAAGUUUGAAACCUGUGUGUGUGUGUAUGUAUAUGUUAGUGUAUAAGUGCACAGAUGUUUAAUGUCUUUUUAUGUUUCCCCCUCCUCCUGUUUCAAAUCUUAUUGAAAGCAAAUGUAAGAAAUCCCUCCCCCCACUAGCCCUCCCUCAGAAAAAAUAUAAUAACCCUCUCCUUUUCAAUCCACCCCAGCUAUGUAUUUAUAUAGAUGGAAAUAUACUUUAUAUUUUGUAUCAUUGUGCCCAUAACUUUUGCCACCUUGUAUAAAAUCUGACUUAUGUUACUCAUCCCGGGUAUGAAUGUAUUGUACACUGAUGCUCUCCUCCCACUCUGUACAGCGGCCUUUGUUUCUUUGCGACCCAUUGUAUGGCUUUAUAAAUGAUAAAGUUUAAAAAAAAUCCAA
This is a messenger RNA of Antechinus flavipes (yellow-footed antechinus), 11123 nucleotides long. It is a transcript of the gene TNS1, whose product is annotated as tensin 1. Gene Ontology annotation, biological process: fibroblast migration. The record is from RefSeq and is a predicted model, not a curated record. Gene Ontology annotation, molecular function: protein binding. Lineage: Eukaryota; Metazoa; Chordata; Mammalia; Dasyuromorphia; Dasyuridae.